Messenger RNA from Ylistrum balloti, 905 nucleotides. RefSeq names its product proline-rich transmembrane protein 1-like. Bases 33 to 482 code for a protein of 149 amino acids. The transcript has 6 exons. NCBI's taxonomy places the organism in Eukaryota, Metazoa, Mollusca, Bivalvia, Pectinida, Pectinidae. The record is from RefSeq and is a predicted model, not a curated record. Gene Ontology annotation, cellular component: membrane.
GCUUGCCAAGGAUUUACUUAUCUUCGAUAAAAAUGGCUCAAACAGCUCCUGCUGGUUAUCCAACUACAUCCGGGAAUGCUAGUUUACCACCCGCACCGCCACAAACAGGGCAUGUAAAACCUCAAUAUCCUGGUCAAAUUGCUCCACAACAGCCUGGAGUCCAGUAUGGAUACCCUCCUGCAACCGUCGUUGUUACCCAACCAGGAAUUGCGCCAAUGGGGCCGACACAGCCUGCCCCAGCUUCCUAUAUGAUCGCUUCCGUCAUCGGAUGCCUGUUUUGUCUCUGGCCUCUAGGUAUCGGUGCAAUUGUAGCCUCGUAUAACGUUCAAUCUGCUGUUGCCCGUGGAGAUAUUUCAUCAGCACAACGAUCAUCAAAUGUAGCGAAGAUUGUCAACAUCGUCAAUUUUGCAAUCGGUUUUGUCAUCAUCCUGACUCUUGUCAUUCUGUACACGAGUAUCGCAUCUCAAUCCGUAUACUACUGAUGUCGCUAGAUGUAUCUCCAAACUUUCCAACGUUUGUACAAAUGGUAUAUAUAUAUAUAUCUAGAUGUAAAGUGGUCAUCUUUCAUCCAUAUCUUAUCUUCUGAAAGGCAUGUUUCUUAUACUGCCAGGUCAAUCGAAGGACAAAUUAGACCAUAAUAUGUUACACAAGGAAAACCGGCUGGUCUGUAACGUCUAAUAUAAACAAUCAACUACAGUUUUAUAUUUACAACAAAAACAUAUCUAUAUUUAUAAUAGACAUUUAUAUACUUGAUUACUUUUAUUCUUAUCAAUAUCUACUGUAGAUAUUAUCUCCCUUUGAUUCAUCAUCAACAUGGAGUCCAGUAAUACAGUUUGUGUUUCCGGCUCUAUCAGGAGCAGAUAACUUGUAGAGGGUUAAACAACAAAAUUAAUUUUAACUCCUCG